UCGGCUCAAAAGUACCCCUAAAAACGCACUGUCUAUUAUUAUUAUUAUUAUAGAUACAUCAUAGUCCACACUGAUUGCAUGUAUAUCUAUCUAUUUUCGUUAAUAAAAUCAUCACACUAAUUGCAUGUAUCACCCAUUCAGCCCCCCACCUAAUCAAUGCAGCUGUGAGGAUGGCGAGCGAUAAUCGGCGUAGUAGUAAGAGAGUUAAGGAUAACGAGAAUGUAAAUUUGAAUGAGAAAAAGACGCCAACAUGUGGGUCGCCCGCGUCUAGCGUAAAGAGGUUAUCCAAAGAAUCGCCUUUAAAGAAACAGACGAUAGAGAGUCCGGUUAAAGAAGGUUUGAGUAAUACACGCAAGUCUAGUCGGCUUGAGGGGAGGGAUCCUAUAGCUGCUACUCCGGUUAAAAAAUUGACGACGCCUGUGAAGAGGAGUGAUAGAGUUAACAAGGUUGUUAAAAAAGCGGGUUCACCAAGUUUGAAGUCGAAGAAGGGGAAAAAUUUGAGGAGCUUGAAGCACUGUUUGAUGGAUACUAGUGAACAUAAGAAAGACAGAAAUAAGGGUUCUGAUGUUGGUGGUAGGAAAAGAAAGAGAGAGGCCGCUUCCGUUACGUUGUCUGCUGAGCCUCAACGUGUUAAAACUGAAGGUGAAGACAGUGAUCACGAAAGUCAGGAGAAGUCGUCUAAAGCUGAUUCCAGUAGCAGUAGCGAUGUGGAGGAGCUAGAAAAACCAGAUGAAGUAUGUCAACCUGAUACCAGUAGGACAGAAUGUAGUAACUUCAAGUCUCUGGAAGGUAAAGAUGGCAAUGAUGGUGAAUGCAGUGACAAGACGGGAGAAGAUUUUACUCCUAAUGCUUCUAUAAGACAAUCCAGAAUGUCAUAUAUGAAAGAAUCACCGAGUGACGCAACAUGUGACACAGAGAUGUCUGACAAAUCUAGUGUUAAGGAUAGGACGGCAUGUGAAGCAGAUGGUGCUGCUGAAGCUGUAGAAAUGAUAAAAGGUGUGAAGAACAUUAAGUCAGGUGUUCUUUCAGUGUCAGGAGUUCCAGAGUCAAUAUGGGAUACUAGAGAAGUGGAAGUCUCAGACACAAAAGGUUUGCAGAAGCAAUACUUUGUUAAAUACAAAGGUCUUGCUCAUAUUCACAAUCAGUGGGUAUCAGAAACUCGGUUGCUUGUUGAAGAUUCACUGCUUGUGGAAAAUUUUAGCAAAAAUGGUUCGAUGAAGUGGAGUGAAGAAUGGACCGUACCACAUAAAUUGUUGAAGAAAAGACUGUUAUUGUCUUUAGAGCCUCUACAAGAGUGUCAGAAGAUUACAGGUAAGGUCUUGAAGUACCAUCACGAAUGGCUUGUGCAAUGGCAAGCCCUUGGUUAUGAGCAAGCUACAUGGGAAUCAGAGAGUAAUCCUGUCUUAGAUUCACCUGAAGGACAUAACCUCAUAAAAGAAUAUGAGUGGCUAUAUUUAUUUAGUCAUCAUGGAAACAAAAAGACACAUGUUUCAUCAAAUGAUAAGACUGAAGAAAUGACAGUCAAACUUCCAAGUAUUCCUACUUGCAGCCCACCUGGAAUGGAAAAUAUCCAUUUAGGUUAUGUUAAGAACUUACAUGAUGCAUGGAGCAAAGGGCAGACCAGCUUAAUUUUCGAUGACCAGGAGCGGAUAAUGAGGAUUGUUCUAUUCAUCCUCUCAUUAAAGGAUGUAACUCUGCCUUUCCUACUAAUCACGACGUCUGAUUCCAUAUCACUAUGGGAAGCUAUGCUCUUAAAGAUAGUACCUUGUAAUGCCCUUAAAGUAUCCCUUGAGGACAAAGAUGAAAAGAGAACUUGUAGAUUGCUACAAGUACAUAAGGAAAGUGGUCAGUUAGCAUUCCAAAUACUUCUGUACCAUGUUGAAACAUUUGUUAAGGAUUUAAAUAUGUUAAAAUCUAUAAAAUGGGAAGCAGUCACGGUAGAUGAAUCCCAGAGUUCUGAGAUCUCUGCUCAUUUCAGUCACAUCAAGAGCCUAACAACCAAUAAGAGGUUGCUUGUGUUCUGUGGUCCAUUAGGUGUGAGCAUGACUAGUUACGUUGAUGUGCUUUCACUGCUAGAUUGUGAUGUCAUAUCAAAAACAGAAUUGGAUGAUAUCAGCAAGUUGAAGGAAACUUUGUCAAAGUUGAUUGCAUAUGAAUGCAAGUCUGGCAGCUAUACCAAGUUUGUAGAAUUUUGGGUUCCGGUUCAGAUAUCCAAUGUGCAGCUUGAGCAGUAUUGUUCUAUGCUACUUUCGAAUGUUUUGGCUCUUAGUUCAUAUUCAAAAAGUGAUACUGUUGGGGCCCUACAUGACGUUCUUGUGUCUAAUCGCAAGUGCUGUGAUCACCCAUACAUUGUUGACCAAACCCUUCAACGUGCCCUUACAAAGGAUCUUGAGCCUGCCAAGUUCUUAGACGUUGGCAUUAAAGCAAGUGGCAAACUGCAAUUUCUGGAUUUGAUACUCCCUGAGAUGAGAAAACGCCAACUCAGAGUACUUAUUCUUUUUCAGCCUUUAAGUGGGUCUGGAAAAGAUUCAGCUUCAAUUGGAGAUAUAUUGGAUGAUUUUAUUCGUCAGAGAUUUGGUGAAGACUCUUAUGAGCGUGUAGAUGGGAUUGGAAUGAUUCCUUCAAAGAAGCAAGCUGCUCUUAAUAACUUUAACGAUAAAGAGAGGGGUAGAUUUGUGUUUUUACUCGAAUAUCGUGCAUGUCUUCCUAGCAUUAGAUUGUCAUCUGUAGACGCUAUAAUCAUAUUUGACAGUGAUUGGAACCCUGCAAAUGAUUUAAGAGCGUUACAGAAAGUAGCGAUUGAUUCACAGUCGGAACAAAUUAUGAUUUUCCGAUUAUAUACUUCUUCAACGCUGGAGGAAAAGAUUCUUAGACUUGCAGAACACAAUACAACUAUCGACAGCAAGUUGCUGAAUCUAAGUAGGAGCACUAGUGAUGCGUUACUCAUGUGGGGUGCCACGUACUUGUUUGAUAAAUUAGAUGAGUUUCAUAGUGCCUCUGGCCUGCUUUUAUCCUCUGAAGUAAACGUGUGGAAUAAGUUAACAGAAGAGUUUUUAAACUUGAUUUCACACAUACCCAAUAACACAGAUGAAGCAAAGAUGUUAAUUACAAGGGUUCAACCAGUUUGUGGAUCUUAUGGUAAAAAUCUCCCAUUGCCAAGUGUAGCAAAUGAAAAACAACCUCACAUGUUUUGGAAAAAUUUGUUGGUGGGUAGGAAUCCGAGCUGGAAGUAUCUGUCCACAUCAACACCAAGGCAGAGAAAAAGACCCAGUUAUUCUGAGGCGUCACCUGCAAAAGCAAAUGUUAGCAAUGAUGAAGUUGGACGCAAGCGUAAAAAGAAUGCAAAUAACAUUGUUCAACCUGUUGCAUCAAAGCCAAUAUUAGAAGAAGCUGAAAUCGCAAGGGAUUCCAGAGUUCCUUCACAUAAUGUGUCACAAUCCCUUGGUGAUGCAAGCUGUAAUGAGAUGAGCUUUCGAGAUCUCCUGAAGCUCAAUAUUUCUAAAUUAUGUGAAGUUCUCAGGUUAUCGAAGGAUGUCAAGAUAGUGGUGGAAAGAUUUCUCGAAUAUGUAAUUGAGAAUUAUCGGGUCGUCAAGGAACCUGCAAAUACGCUACACGCUUUCUUGAUAUCCCUGUGUUGGAUUGGUUCUGCAUUGUUAAAGCACAAGCUUGAUAGGACGCAGUCCGUUGUUCUUGCAAACAAACACUUGGAUUUCAGAUGCAAUGAAGAAGAGGCACAGUCAGUGUACUUGAAGCUAGAAACAGCAAAGGAUAAGUUCUUAUAUCAAACUCAGAAUCAAAAUAAAACCAAUAUUUCAGGUGAUUUUAUACCACCAUCCCAACCUAUUUCUACCAAGUCAUUAGAUCCAACGGUUAUGGUAGAGAUUCUAGAAAGCCAACCUAUUCAAGUUGAUGAUGCGAUACUCUUUGUGGAGCAUAGGAACUCUGAAAUCUCGAAACAGAUAUCAAGUGAUUGCCACCAAGGUGACAUUAUCAAUCUUGACAUGUCAGAUCCUAUGGAAGCCCAGAAUGGUUCCCGCAACUCCAAUGGUUGCCAUUCACCUUAUGGUCAUUCAGUUUUACAAGAUCUGGAGAUCCAAAAGGAAUCUGCCCAAGCUAAUGAACAUCUAGUGGACCCAAGUUCUUUGCCAAAAAGCAAUAAUCUGCAAACCGUAGAACAGCAGUCUGAUUCACAUUCAACUCUUGGUGAACAACAGCCUGAUACACAUUCAGCUGAUAGAGUGGAUGGCCAACCAAGCAAUGAACCAAGUAACCAUUCCCAAGAUUCCGAGGCACUAUCUCAAUCCGUGGAAGCUAGUGUACAGGUUUCUAAUCAAGCUGCUACACCACAUGGGUCACAGCUGUUUAUUGGUCAUGGAUCUGACAACCAUAACCAAGGGGUCUCAAGGAUGUCUUCGUCUGAUCCCCUUCAAGCUGAACUGGAAAAGUUAUGUGAAUUGAAGGUUACUGUUAACAAAUGUCACGAAGCUAUUAAGGUGAAGCUAAAAUCCGAGCAUGAGAAAGAAUUAGAAGAAAUGAUUGCUCGGAUCAAUCAAAAGUACGAAGCUAGAAAUCAGGAUGUGGAAGCAGCAUUUCAUUCAAAAAGGAAGGAAAUUGAUAUCUGUUUCAACAGGGUAGUCAAGAGUAAAGUAUUGGCUGAGACUUUCAGGUGCAAGUGUCAAGAUCUGACCCCGUUUAACCCUGUUGAAAUACAAGUUAUUCAAUCAGGAGGAAUGCAACAGCUUCCCAGGACUAAUAUACAAUCUUCCCUGGGACAUUCCACUGGGAUUGCAUCAUAUUUACCUGCUCGAUCGUCUGGAAACCAGCACGUUACAGAGCUGCAGCCACCUCUUCAAAUAGUUCACCAGGCUCCAAAUCUUCUCUCAGCCACACCUUGCGGACCACCAUAUAAUACCAAUCCUUCUACUAUGCCAACCAGAACACCAUCUACUCCUGUCACCACCAGUACACGACCAUCAACCGCUAUACCCACCGCUACACCAAGCAGACCACCAUCUAUGGCCAUUCCCACCAGCACACCAAGCCAACUACCAUCUAUUGCCACUCCCACCAGCACACCAAGCAGGCUACCAUCUACUGUUAUCCCUACCAGCACACAUAAUAGACCACCAUCUACCACUAUCUCCAUCAGCACACCAAACAGACCGUCAUCUGCUGCCAUCCCCACCAGCACAAUAAACAGAACGUCAUCUGUCACCGUCUCCACCAGUGCUUCAAACAGGCAACCCUCUACUUUCAUCCCCACAGGUACACCAACCAGACCUCUAACUACCGCUGCCCCCACCAGCACACCAACUAGACCGCUGCCUACUAUCAACCCCAUCACCCCCUCUAGCAGACCUAUAUCUAAUAUUAACCCAAUUAUGCCUCAUAACAGAUCUAGCCAACCACCCCCGAACAUCAACCACGUCACCCCUUCCACCAGGAUUCCACGAGGAACUGGUGAAAUCCGUGCUCCAGCCCCACACAUCCGACCUUUUAGGCCUUCAACUUCUAUAUCUCAUAAUGAAUUUGCAUCUCGCAGAGUAAUUUCAAGUCAACACAUAUCAAGCAGUUUGCCACUGUCUCAAACUUUAGCCCAGCCGCCACAAAAGCCACCAUCUUUGACAAGUAAUUGCCUUCCUACUCAGGAUUCCCCAAGUAGUACACCUUUGACGUCUCCAAUGGUGACCCAAGCUUCAUCCCAGCCACCAGCAUCAGUGCCCUUAGCACCAUCAGUGUCAUAUCAGCUACCACCAUUGCACUCUUUGUAUUCACAAGAUAAUGUGCCUGCGACCUCAACCUCACAUUCCCAAAUGUCACUACCACCAAUGCCAUCAAUACCCAUUAGCAACACUGGGCUUUAUAGUGCGUCUGACAGGCCAACUCCUGGUAUUUUAAGCCAACCGGCUCUUGAUUUGCUCAAGGAAAUAGAUAAACGAGCUGCUAUUCAUCAGACAAACAUGUAUUCACCUCCAUCUGAGCUUGGUAAGUUUGGUAAAGUCGGCAAUGAUAGUGGCCUAGUUUGUUUGUCAGAUGAUGACUAACUGACACUUGUAUCCUUGCGGUUAAUAACUGCUAGUGAACAAAGUCCCCUUUUGGAAAAAAGUAUUAAACUGCUAACUAGUAGUGAAAUUUUUUGCUUGGUUAGUCUACUAGUGGAAUAUCUGAUACUUUAUUUAUUGAUCUUCCAAAGACAAGUUCAGACACUAUGAUGUAAUCUAACAUCUUAUUUGCUCAACGUGUUUGGCUUUGCCUCUCUUACUCGGCAUGCCGCGUUGCAAGAUUUUCGAACCAAA
This is a messenger RNA of Erigeron canadensis, 6296 nucleotides long. RefSeq names its product protein CHROMATIN REMODELING 4-like. Gene Ontology annotation, biological process: negative regulation of transcription by RNA polymerase II; chromatin remodeling. Bases 171 to 6044 code for a protein of 1957 amino acids. The transcript is spliced from 18 exons. The record is from RefSeq and is a predicted model, not a curated record. Gene Ontology annotation, cellular component: nucleus; chromatin. NCBI's taxonomy places the organism in Eukaryota, Viridiplantae, Streptophyta, Magnoliopsida, Asterales, Asteraceae. Gene Ontology annotation, molecular function: DNA binding; ATP-dependent chromatin remodeler activity; chromatin binding.